Molecule: messenger RNA, 688 nt
Organism: Argentina anserina (silverweed cinquefoil)
Lineage: Eukaryota; Viridiplantae; Streptophyta; Magnoliopsida; Rosales; Rosaceae
Exons: 7
Coding region: 79-474 (131 amino acids)
Cellular component (GO): nucleus; cytosol
Molecular function (GO): DNA binding
Source: RefSeq, a predicted model, not a curated record
AGACUCGCGUCUGACAAACGCAAACACAAACUCAAACUCACUCAGACUUAGAUCCCUCUUUACUCCCAACUUGAAUCAAUGGCUGAUCCUGAACUGGAAGCAAUCAGACAAAGGAGAAUGCAGGAGCUUAUGGCUCAACAAGGCGCUGGAGGGGCCAGAGGGCAGCAAAACCCUGAACAGCAGAAGGAAAAUGAUGAUGCCAAGAGGGAGGCAGAAGAACGGAGGCAGAUGAUGCUAAGUCAGAUUUUGUCAUCUGAAGCUCGAGAAAGACUUGCUCGCAUUGCUUUAGUGAAACCUGAGAAGGCAAGAGGUGUUGAAGAUGUCAUACUGAGAGCUGCUCAAAUGGGCCAAAUUGCUGAGAAGGUUUCUGAGGAGAGGCUUAUUUCCUUGUUGGAACAGAUAAACAACCAAACAACCAAGCAGACCAAAGUCACUAUUCAGAGGCGUCGAAGUGUUCUAGAAGAUGAUGAUUGAUAUGGAAUUGUGGCUGUAUAUUGAAACAUAAAGCACUUAUUAUUGGGUUGUGCCUUGUGAAAUAUCUACUCUUUCCAUGCUUCUUCCUCGUCACUUGAAAUUCUGAGUAAUAUUUACAUAUGCAAAUAUUACAUGGGAAGAAAUUUUUCUCCCAUUGUUGUUGUAAGCUUUUGACUUGUCAAUUGGAAUUGAAACAUGGAUAGUUGGAUUGGAA